Dendrobium catenatum is the source of this 2555-nucleotide messenger RNA. RefSeq lists its product as uncharacterized. Gene Ontology annotation, cellular component: cytoplasm. The record is from RefSeq and is a predicted model, not a curated record. Bases 251 to 1999 code for a protein of 582 amino acids. Gene Ontology annotation, molecular function: UMP kinase activity. Gene Ontology annotation, biological process: UDP biosynthetic process. NCBI's taxonomy places the organism in Eukaryota, Viridiplantae, Streptophyta, Magnoliopsida, Asparagales, Orchidaceae. The transcript is spliced from 7 exons.
AUAAAAAUAAAUACUUAGUAGAUUUCUUCCAUUUUACAAUUGGUGUUACUUAACGGAGUCAUGAGCCGUCGUAACGGUUCCGUAGCCUACAGGUUACCGGAAACACCCACCGUUACGCAUUUAAUUGAACUUGCGCAGACGACAUUGCCCCUCGUGUCUAACGUCGUCUGCCUCCCGUCCCGUCUCGCGUUGCUUCCGCCUGCACUGAUCCGGAAGACCUAACCCUAACCCUAACGCCGCCGCAACACCGAUGGCCUCCUGCGACGAUGACUUCGCUCUCCUCGGGGACGAAGCGCAGUCCCACCAUCAUCAUCCCCAGCAGCAGCAACAAGCUUCAGCAACCGUGGCAGCAGGCGCUGUUUCCUUCUCAAGCCAUCGCUACAUCCCCAAGGCGUCGGUGCCACUUCACUCCCGCUCUAUUCACCUCAACACCAUCAACUCGAAGAAAGUGCCCAUAGGCUCCGUCGGCCAGGACGAUGAUCAUGAAGGCUACGGCGAGGCCUUUGCCCCGACGGAUGUGAACCCGCACAGCCAUUGCUUCGCCGACGACGAUCCGGGAUCAAAUCCGUUCGAUUCGGCACAGCCUCCCGAGGAUGACGAUGCCGAAGGGGAUAAUAACCCUAACAACAAGUCCCACCCGGCGGCGUCUACCUCCCACCUUCACCACCAGCAACAGCAGCAGCACCACCAUGCUUCCCGUGCUGAAUCGAAGCGCAGGGACCGGGACGAACUCAGCGAUGGCGAAUCCCCAUACGGUUACAACAUGGGAAACAAGCGGUCUUCUAGGUCAGCUUUGGCGGCGCCGACUUCUUCCGGAGACUAUCGAAAGGACCGCGAGGAGUGGAGCGAUUCGGCCAUUGGCUGCCUUCUGGAUGCGUACACCGAGAAGUACAUACAGCUUAACCGUGGAAACUUGAGGGGAAGGGACUGGGAGGACGUUGCCACUACUGUGAGCGAGAGAUGCGACAAGCAGAAGUCCGGCAAAACCGUGGAGCAGUGCAAAAACAAGGUUGAUAACCUUAAGAAGCGUUAUAAGGUGGAAUGCCAGCGACUUAGCAGUGGCAACCUUGCUGUUAGCCAUUGGCCAUGGUUCAAGAAGAUGGAGCAGGUUGUCGGUUCCUCCUCUUCUUCUAAGAUUGUUCCAGAUGAAGAUAAGGCCGCCGCACUGGUUGAUACCAAUCCUGCUCAGAGGCAGAUGAAGAGAUAUCCUGUGACUUCACCUGUUUCGGCUAGUUUAACAGGUAGCUUUAAAUUGAAAUCACUAUCUAAUCCUAGAUGGAAGAGAACCGUCUUGAAAAUUAGUGGCUCUACUUUAGCUGGGACUGGUCCACAGAAUGUUGAUCCAAAGGUUCUGAUGCUGAUUGCUAGGGAGGUUUCUUUGGCAAGCCGUGUUGGUGUUGAGGUGGCAAUUGUUGUUGGUGGUCGGAAUUUUUUCUGUGGUAAUUCUUGGGUGGCUACUACUGGCACAGAUAGAGCUACUACAUACCAAAUCGGAAUGAUGGCUUCAGUCAUGAAUGCUCUAUUGCUCCAGGCGUCAUUUGAGAAGAUUGGCGUUGAAACUCGAGUACAAACUGCGUUCAUGAUGCAAGAGGUUGCCGAACCAUACAUUAGACGACGAGCUAUCCGCCAUCUUGAAAAAGGAAGAAUUGUUAUAUUUGGCGGAAUUGGCGUUGGAACUGGAAAUCCACUCUUCACUACUGACACAGCUACUGCCCUGAGAGCCUCAGAGAUUAAUGCAGAGGCUGUGUUGAAAGGGACUACUACAGAUGGUGUCUAUGACUGCCAUUCCCGAAAUAACAGCUCUGCAUUUGAGCACUUCUCUUUCAGAGAAUUGGUUUCCAGAGGGUUCACUGCGAUGGACAUGACUGCGGUUACUUUCUGUGAAGAAAACAACAUUCCUGUUGUUCUCUUUAAUCUUAUGGAGCCCAGCAAUAUUUCGAGAGCUCUUUGCGGUGACCAAGUAGGCACCCUUAUUGAUCAGUCAGGGAGAAUAAACUAGCUUAAUUAACACCUGUCCGGGAGACUAAGCUUUUAGCUUAUUUAACAGUUCCUUUGGCUCUUAAGCAAUGCCAAAACUCUACAGCUACUUCUACAUUUUUCAUUGAAGGAGACACCUUUGCCUUUGUCAGGUAAGCUACAAUUACAAAAUUUAGGCUUCGUUUGGGGCGGCUUUCUUACUGCUUCAUAAAGCAGCUUUUUAAUACAAAAAUAAAAAUUUUUAUACUUAAAAGCUAUUUUAAGAAGUAAAAAAAAAACCGUCUCAAACGAAGCCUUAUUCUCCAUGUCUUAUAUUGUGAAUCUGAAUGUUGUAUAAUUAAGUCAUCUGGUGAUUGCAAGUGUAAGUAGAGUUAGAAAGAAGAGGAAAAACCACAUUAGAGUACCUUUUAUGAAUCUAUGUUAUUCAUUUAUCUCUGCUCCUGUAAAGUAUUUAAGUUUUGUGCAAAAUGGUCUUUUUUUUUUGGCAUCUCCAUUUUUGCUUGAACUAAUAAUUGUAAUAUGCUUGUUCAUUCAGUAAAUUACUAUCCCCCUUGUUAAGGGGAAGAUGUUUUACUUAA